AUGUCCGCUGUCUCACCGCCCGGGCAUCUUUCCGAAGUGCUUCGUUUUUUGUCGUCUACCCGUCGCGCUCAGGUGCAGCACAAUGUGCAGGCGUACAACGCUUUUCACUCGUCCUUUUACAACUUCCUUAGCGUAUCGAAGGACAACGGCGAGUCGUUCGUUGCGGCGGCUACGAAUACGAGGUCGACCACCACCAUCGUCGUCAGCACUGAACUUCCCACAGCUAUCUCGCUAAACGUCACAUGCACUGAAGCAAAAAAUGCACCCUACCUGAAGGCAUCUCCGUUGGCAAGGCAGAGCUCGUCGGCUGUAUCAGGGACCCCGUACGUUGAAGUCAACGCGAACAAAAAAUGCAAAGAGACGCUUCACCCGCAACAUCGCUCCCCGCCGCCUCCGCUUUCAAGCGACGAUGCCCCGCUGGCGAUCCAGCGCACCGCCACAUUCUGUGAUUUGCCAUCAAAAAAGUCGCCAUCGACGCGUAGCGCAGCAGACAGUGUAGAUGAGUUGAAUGCCUCCAUCGGAAGCAUCGAGCUUCCGGCGGAGCAGCAGCCCGACGGCGAAUUCCUCAGCCCCUCGAUUCGGCAGGAGCUGAUAUCCUCGUCGAAUGUGGCGUUUGUGAGUUCGGAGUGGUCGUUCCGCGCCGAGCGUGCGGCGGGCAAACCGAAAGCGUUGAGUGGUUUUGCGAAGCCACCGACACUCAAUGCCGUCGGUGCCAAGACCGGAAAGGGAGACACGAACGAGUUCUCGCACAGUGCCAGCUGCGGUGCAUCCUUUUCCGCCCCGCGCCGCAUCUUCAUAGUGGAGCCGAUGCCAAUGGAAGAAGCGCAGGGCUCCGCCGUGACGCCGGUGUCCGGGCAGUGCUGUUCUCAGGUGUUUCAGGAUGAGGGAAGUUUGCCGACGUUUCCCGGGAUGCGCCGCGUGUCGCUGCGCCGUCCUGUCUUUGAGGAAGACGAUGACUACAGCUGA
Molecule: messenger RNA, 966 nt
Organism: Leptomonas pyrrhocoris
Lineage: Eukaryota; Euglenozoa; Kinetoplastea; Trypanosomatida; Trypanosomatidae
Exons: 1
Coding region: 1-966 (321 amino acids)
Source: RefSeq, a predicted model, not a curated record